AUGGUCGAUCGCCGGCCACUCAUGCAGGAAUCCUCGGAUCUUUCUGAGAGCUCAGACAACACACCUGCACUGCCAUCGCUCGGCUUCUCCAACAACUCCCACACCCUCGGCCUUGCUACCCCACCGCCUGCACGACCAACCUACGCACGGCACCACAGCGAUACUACCGCCAUCGGCCGCAAUACACCAAGCAUCGUACAGGAAGAGGAUGAGGAGGAGGAGGAUAUCGCGGAUAGCUUCCAACGAGCCAAGGACAGUGGGUUGGGCAUAGCAGCAUCUGGUGCGACUACCCAGACUGCCAGACGUGUCAGCAUACAACCCAUCCCGCGACGAGCCGUGGGUCCUGGCCCUAAGAGCCCGCCCACAAAGAGCACUGGCACCUUCUCGCCUCCAGGUUCCGCCGAUCCAUACUUUGGAAGCUUUCCUAAAAGCUCGAAUGAGUCCACACCAGAUCUGCGACGAGAUAGGUUCAGCCCUGACGUAGGCAGAGCCAGUCCCGACGUCGGCACAUACGAAGACUUUCGGCAGGGCAUCCUGAAGAAUGCAAAGCAAAGCAACACCAGUGUGAACGAGUAUGAGACAUACAUACAUGCCUCUGAUACUGAUGGGCUCAGAGGAGGUGGGGCAGCACCAUCCAUCAAGUCGGCAUACGAGAAUGACUUUCGCCCAACACAUGAAUGUGCGACCACUCGAGACUUCUACCACCCACGCUUCACCUGGCUCAACUUAUCUCUGAUCGUUAUUUCGUUAUUCUCGUGCCUGUUCUCAGGCAUCUUCCUAGCUCUAGCUAUCCGCGCACCUCACUAUGGACGACGCAUCACUAGUCACGGUCCCAUUACGCCUUCCGAUGCUAUUCUACUUACGACUGUUAUGGCUAAGCUUAUUGAGUUGUCCUUUGUCACAGCCUUUGUAGCGUUUCUUGGACAGGUACUUAGUCGAAGAGCAUUCAUGAAAGACCAUGGUCGAGGGGUUACGCUUUCAGAGCUUAGUAUGUGGAGAUGGGUUGUUCAGCCUGGAACUCUAAUCACGCACUGGGAAACUGCCAAGUAUGCUGGGCUAUCUUUCCUAGGUAUAUUGAGUUUACUGAGCGCUAUCCUGGCGACACUGUACUCGUCCGCGGCUGCAGCUACUGUCCAGCCUAUGCUGAGAGAUGGCAACUGGGACAACGGUCUGGUAUUGGCUGGCCGGGUCAAGAGCGACUUUGCGAACAUCAACUACCUCAAGCAGAUGUGCCAGACACCCAUUCGCACUGAUAAGAAGGCUCAAGGAGAGACUUGCCUACAAAUGGAACAUGCUGGCCAGGGAUACCACAAUUUUCAGCGCUACCUCUCGGACUGGGAUCUAUCAGCCAGAAACGGCAACGGUACUGCGAUCCAGGAGCUACGACCCCAAGGCUUUGGCCUUCUAUACGAAAACACCACGGUCACUGGCCAAUGGGUCGACAUCAUCAAUACCACUGAGGUAUCCAAGAAGUAUGGUAGAGCUAUCAACAACGUAACAAUGGCAAUGCCCCACUCGGGUGUUUUCGCUGCUGCCCGCGACCAGAGAAACGGGAUUCUGCAACCUGAAGAGCUGAACUCUGAAGGAACUUACUCAUUGCGAGCUUCGGUGCCGUCACCAAUCUUGAACGUGUUAUGUGUCAAUAUGAACACGACGGAGUUAGAGCCUAUUGUAUAUGCUACAUGGCCCAACGCUGAAGAGGUCAACCUCACUUCAUGGGGAAAUGUCCCCGGUAUCAGAGAUAACGCGACCACAUUCAACACAACUGUGGUGGAUGAGAUUUUUGGCUGGGACGUCAAUGACACAACCACGCUCAAUUCGCCUCCUGUCUUCGGCAAAUACCCUUCUUCUUUUAACACAAUCUUGAACCAUUCUAGCAACGCCUGGGGACGACCUGCGAUUUAUCUGCUGGGACAGGGUGGGCCAGAUGACGUUGGUAUAGAUGGGACAGGCAUCUUUUCACUAUGCAAGAUACACCUUACAGUGAGGCCGGGAUGCAGUACACGACACAACGUCACAGGAUCCGGUGCUACCAUGGAAGCACUUUGCGAACAACCUGAUGACAAAAUGGCUUUCGUCGAGACGGGAGAGUCAGUCAGCGUCAAUACCAAGGGCGUUGCUAACUGGCGCGACAUAGGUACUGACUGGGCGAACAGUCUCUCACUCGGCACCGGUCUCAUGGAUGCAAAUGCGAGUACUUCCAGACUUUUGACACAGUUGAUAUUGAAGCCUACCGAUCCGGAUCCUGAAAAUCUGAAAGUGGACCUAAGCGAUGCGAUACCCAGCAUAGGGGAGGCCAUAGCCGUCUUGGCUGGAUGUACCCUGCUCUUAAGUAUGAUAGAUACGCCCUUUGUCACGUUCUGGAACUAUACACAUCCUAUGCUCGACGAGUACCAAACUCAAUUCUUCAAAGCAUCUCUCAAAGCUCAACAAUAUGCAUCCGGCGGCAUGCCUGGUGCUUCCAGAGCAUGGGUACUCAUACUUGCGCUCGUCUUCGCCAUGAAUAUCUUCGUCCUUAUCUACUUCAUUCUCCAUCGCGGACUGGUGACAGACUUCUGCGAGCCACCAAACCUUUUCGCCCUCGCCGUCAACUCUCCUCCCUCACACGUUCUCGCCGGAUCCUGUGGCGGUGGCCCAGAAGGCAAACAAUACAUGGUGAACUGGUUUGUCAACCAUGAAGUGGAGGAGAGCCAGCACCGGGCCGAGGGCGAGGGCAUUCAAUUCCUGUAA
Messenger RNA from Alternaria atra, 2730 nucleotides. RefSeq lists its product as uncharacterized. NCBI's taxonomy places the organism in Eukaryota, Fungi, Ascomycota, Dothideomycetes, Pleosporales, Pleosporaceae. The coding region runs from base 1 to 2730 and encodes 909 amino acids. The transcript has 3 exons. The record is from RefSeq and is a predicted model, not a curated record.